This is a messenger RNA of Rhizophagus irregularis DAOM 181602=DAOM 197198, 1068 nucleotides long. RefSeq lists its product as uncharacterized. Lineage: Eukaryota; Fungi; Glomeromycota; Glomeromycetes; Glomerales; Glomeraceae. The record is from RefSeq and is a predicted model, not a curated record.
AUGCAAUCACUAUAUGAUGAGUUGAGUAUCGAAAUAUUCAAAUAUAUAACUACACCUAUGUCACUUAUUCUCACAAGUCGUAAAUGGUAUGCUAUUUCUCAAGACCCUCACGCUCGAGCCGAAUGGCUAAUUUAUAAAUAUGGUAAAUCUCACGCAUUAUUUUAUGCAAUAAGACUUGAUAGCUUUAUUACUUUAGAUGUCGUCCAAGCUUUGUUAGCAAGAAAUGUGGUGAUGUCACGAUAUUUUGUACAACGCUUACUUAUGUAUUUUGGCAACCAUGAUCAAAGAUUGAUCGAGCUUAAAGUAGAAUAUAAUCUGAAUCAAGUUAAUGAUAGAACUCGAGAAAAGAAAUUAUGUGCACCGUGGGCGAGUAAUUUGUCUUUACCGAUUUUUACCAAAUUAGUCAAUGAAGCAUUUAAUAUAUUAAAAGAUCCACAACUUGCAAUUAAAGGCAAUGACAUGGAAUUAUUCCAUUUUUUAUCUGCCGGUCCUCUUGUUAUUAAUUACGCCCCUCAAAAAUUAUUUCAAAAUAUUAAUUAUAUUGAGGAUCUAAUUUUAAACAAAAAAUUUAUCCCCUUUCCUCCUCGUCCGAAACUUGCUUAUGAAGAUACAAUAGAAGAAUAUCCACCAAAAGAUGGUUACGAGAAUAACCGGCAGCUUAACGUUAUAGCGAGAGCAAUUAUAAUUCAUCCUGAUUUGGUUAAUAUGUGGAAAAGUAUUGGUUAUUAUGAAAUUUGCAGUGAUGUUAAUGAUCUUGUAAUACAAGGAGCUCUUUUAAUCUUAUUUCCUUCAACUCCGCCAAAUAAUUGGGAAUGUCCUGAUGUGAAUACUGUUGUUACUCGAUUAAAAAAGUUUACUGAUCUUGGAUUUAAAUUAACGAAUAGUGUUAUAAAUGAUAUAUUUCGUUUAUUUGAACAUAGAUUAAAUGAAAUUGGCGAACUUUUGAUAAAUUCUUUUCAGCAGAUUCGUAAUGAACCGAGAUCAGUUAUUGUUAGUUCUUGUAUUAUUAAUCUCAAUAAUCCUGAAAGAAAUCAUAAUAUAUUAAAAUUUUUAAAUGGUGGAAAUUGA